Molecule: messenger RNA, 1050 nt
Organism: Suhomyces tanzawaensis NRRL Y-17324
Lineage: Eukaryota; Fungi; Ascomycota; Pichiomycetes; Serinales; Debaryomycetaceae
Product: aldo/keto reductase
Exons: 1
Coding region: 1-1050 (349 amino acids)
Source: RefSeq, a predicted model, not a curated record
AUGCCACAGAUACGCUUCAAGCAGCUAGGAGAGUCUGGGCUUCAUGUGUCACCACUAAUCAUUGGGUGUGCGGGUUACGGCAGCAAGAACUGGGCACAGUGGGUAAUGGACGAUGAGGAGGAAAUCUUCCGAAUACUCAAAAAAGCCUAUGACGUCGGACUCAGGACGUUUGAUACCGCCGACUUGUAUUCGAAUGGUACGUCUGAGAUGCUCCUCCGCAAGUUUUUGGCCAAGUUUAACAUUCCUCGGUCAAAGGUGGUGAUUCUUUCGAAGGUAUACUUCCCUAUCAAUCCCGACGCCAACGGGGCUCGCAUCAACGAGGGCGACGACGACUUUGUUGAGUUCGAGUGGGCCAACUCGCGUGGGUUGUCGCGGAAAUACUUGUUUGAUGCUGUUGCAGCCUCGGUGGACCGAUUGGGAACAUAUAUCGAUGUGCUUCAGAUCCACAAGCUCGACAAGUCCACGCCCAAAACCGAGAUCAUGAGGGCACUCCACGACAUCGUGUGCCAGGGCCAGGUGCGUUACAUCGGUGCGUCUUCCAUGAAGGCGGUGGACUUUGUCCAGUUGCAAUUUAUUGCUGAUAAGUACAACUGGACCAAGUUUAUCAGCAUGCAGAACUUCUACAAUUUGCUCGCACGCGAGGAGGAACGAGAAAUGAUUCCAUUCUGCCACCACAACGAGUUGGGACGGGUGGCAGUCAUUCCGUGGUCGCCCAACGCCCGGGGCAUCUUGGCACGUCCCCUCGAUGCGGUUUCGCAGCAUAACCGUUCGACAGACACCGACCCCACCAUCGAAGGCGUGGGGCUCCAUGUGUUGACUGAAGCCGACCGGGAGAUCAUUACCCGAGUGGAGAGCGUUGCCAAACGCCACCAGGUGAGUAUGGCGGUUGUGGCCACCAGCUGGGUGAUUGGCAAGGGUGCUAUUCCUAUUGUGGGGAUCAAUUCGGAGGCGAGGGUGGACGACAUUCUCGGUGCGGUAGCGCUUCAGUUGACGGAAGACGAGAUGUCGUACUUGGAGGAGCCGUACGUGCCCAAAGUCGCACUCGAUUAG